Chanos chanos (milkfish) is the source of this 624-nucleotide messenger RNA. RefSeq names its product rho-related GTP-binding protein RhoQ-like. Bases 1 to 624 code for a protein of 207 amino acids. The record is from RefSeq and is a predicted model, not a curated record. Gene Ontology annotation, biological process: small GTPase-mediated signal transduction. The transcript has 5 exons. Lineage: Eukaryota; Metazoa; Chordata; Actinopteri; Gonorynchiformes; Chanidae. Gene Ontology annotation, molecular function: GTP binding; GTPase activity.
AUGGCUGAUGGAUCAGGCACUGUUAUGUUGAAAUGCGUGGUAAUUGGAGAUGGAGCUGUGGGUAAAACGUGUCUGUUAAUGAGCUAUGCAAACGACGCCUUUCCGGAAGAAUACGUCCCUACAGUGUUUGAUCAUUAUGCGGUGAGUGUCAACGUUGGUGGACGACAGUACUUGUUGGGACUUUAUGACACCGCGGGUCAGGAGGACUACGACCGCCUAAGACCUCUCUCUUAUCCCAUGACUGAUGUCUUCCUGGUCUGCUUCUCUGUGGUGAACCCUUCCAGUUUCCACAAUGUUAGGGAGGAGUGGGUGAAGGAGCUGAGAGAGCAUGCGCCCGGAGUUCCGUUCCUGCUCAUAGGCACACAGACUGACCUGCGCGAUGACUCUAAGACCAUUGCCAGACUGAACAACAUGAAGGAGAAACCACUCACCCCAGAGCAAGGCCAAAAGCUGGCCAGGGAGUUGGGUGCCUGCUGUUAUGUAGAAUGUUCAGCUCUUACCCAGAAAGGGCUGAAGAAUGUGUUUGAUGAGGCCAUCAUCGCCAUCCUUGCACCAAAGAAGAGGAGGAGUGUGGAAAAGAGACGACUUGGCCUGUGCUGUCUGGACUGCUGCCUGAUCACAUGA